UCUAAUUUCACUUUGCAGCUUGCCGAAAAAUAAACUUGUAAACUCGCUUUGUCGGUUGUCUUACUUUUCAUGUCCCGCGGACAUAUGCCGACUUGUAUCUUUUAAAUGUACAGCUGUUAGCAUGAGCUAACUAUUUAAAGCCAUGGCCGAACAUCCAUCAGUAGGCAGCUAGCAAGCCUAGCUAAAGAGCUAGCUAUCAUUAACGUUACCUGCUUUCCCAAGUAAAUCAGAAAGCGCCAUUUUUGGACUUUCUUCAGGACUUUACACACGGAGGAUAAGUUGUUGCUUAUCAUUCGCGUCAUAAUGUCUUUAUCUUCUUUCGCCACAGUUUUUACUGUGGUUUCUAACGUCUUUGCCACUUGGAAAGACAAAAGUUGAGCUUAGACCCCACCUCGACUUUCUCAGAGACCAGGACAGAACCUGCUCACCAUGAUGUGGAUGUCCAUUGCUGUUUUCCUGCUGUGGAUGAGGGCAGGAGGAUGCGCAGAGACAGCCAACACCUCAGACCUAAUUGAAUACACAGCUGCAGAUUUCUAUGAGAAUCUGUAUUCUGGGAAGAUGAUGUUUAUCUAUUUCGAGCGUCAAGUCUCUCCAACCAUCUCUCUCUUCUUGGUGGAGUUGGAAAAGUCUGCUGACGCUCUGAAGGAUUAUGGGGUACUGGUUGGCAAGGUCAACUGCAAUAAAGAGCUGGUUCGCCCAUACUGCACAGAGGAAAGGGUGCAGCAUACAGCAUUUCUGUUCAGGGAUGGGAAAGAGUUCUUGGGAUUUGACUUGGACACCGUGUUUGAUGUCAACUCCAUUGUCUCUGAAGUCCUGUUUGCCAUUCUGCGGGAAGAGGUCAAGUACGUCCACACAGACGGUGACCUCCUGGCCUUGGAGAAGACGGCCAAGGGGAAGAAGGACAUCGUGCUGGGUUACGUCCGCAGUCUGGGAACGCAAGAGCACAGAUCAAUGAUGGAGACGGCGUAUGUGUACGGAACCAAAUACCAGUUCAUCCUCAUAACUGGAGGCCCAGUUUUGAAGUACUUAGGUGUUAAUGAUGCGUCUCUCUCGUCUCAAGUCUGGUUCCUCCACUGUCGAGUUCACAGUCGGUUCCAGACCCCGCUGACCUCUGAGCGCUGCCCUUUGACCCGUAUGAGGAAGCCCCUGUCCACCCUCAGCCUCCACUCCUUCCUGCAGCUCAUGGAGGCUCCACUAGUGUCUGAAGUUUAUGAGGACCCCUCCUCGGUCCCGGCUCCACAGUUCCCCUACCAGCAGACCCCCCAGGUCUUCCUGUUCUCUCGUCCCGCGACCAAGCACCUGGACAUGGACACAGCCACCACUCUGGCCUGGAGGCUCCGUGGCCUCGCCCUGCUGGUGCUCGUACACAGGCAGAGUCCUGCAGUGAAAACCCCAGAUGAAUACAAUGUUGCUUACAGGCUGCCUGAGCAGAGUUCUGAGGUGAAGUAUUUGACCUUACACAACCUCGAUGACGUGCUGGAGCUCUUCACAAACAAAGAGGAAGAGGUGGAUGACGAGGAGGACCAGGAUGAUAAGAUGGAGGAAGAGGAGAAGGAUUCACAUUUUGGCAAGCUGGAUGAUGAAAUUGCGGCGUCUCUCUACAACAACCGCCUCGACAUGCUGGACAUGGACUCGAUCAUCCAACUAACUGCGGACAACUUCCAUGCCACAGUCGCUCAAAGCAGCCUCACAGUGGCGCUCUUCUACCUCAAAUGGGAUGCUGUUUCGAUGGCUUUCCUCAACUCCUUCCUUGAAGUUGCAGAAAGACUUGCAGAUUCCACGGUCCAGAUGAGUGUGGUCGACUGUGGAGAGUGGCCCGACCUCUGCGCUGCUCAGCAAGGAGACUCCCAGCCGAUCCCAUUCCAGCCAGUCACGGCCUUCCCCACCGUCUUGCUGCUCCGCCCCCAGGAGUCGGCCCAGCGCUACACAGGCAUGCUGGGACCUGAGGCGCUGCAUCGCUUCAUCAUGCUGAGCCUCCAAGCUUCUCCUGCGAGCCUGUCGACUCAAGAGGAAGUGACAUCAUUCCUUCAGGAAGUGCCUCACCCUGAGAUUGCAGGCUAUAAGUGUGACAGAGUACUGGGACUGUUCAAGACACAAGCACACACAGGUGUAUCAGUGUUUACUGAAGCAGCAAAGUCGUUGAGAGGAGAGGCGCUGACUGGACUGCUGACAGAUGGGCUGGCAGAGAAAUGGGCGGCAGAACACGCCGUGGACCUGCCCGCAGUGUUUGUGUUUCCAUCUUGGAAGACUGACACUCAUCCUUCCGCACUGUCUGUGUCCACCUCUGCUGAAGAGCUGGUCCUACGCAUUAACGCUGCACUGCUGCAGCCAAUGCCCGAGCUGACGGUGGAAAACCUGCCGUCCUUCCUCUCCCUGGGUAAAGCCCUUCUCCUCCUCUUCGUGGGAGAGGAGGAGGAUGAGAUCGGGCGGAGGCAGAACCAGGUGCUGGUGGAGGAGAUGAAAGGGGUGGAAAAGAUGGGCGCGGGGUGGACGGAGCGAUACCUGCCCUGCUGGAUCCACCUUGGCCGUACUCCAUCUGCUAUGUUUGUCCUUGGGUCAUACCUGGGCUCUAUGCCCCCCCUCCCUGCUCUGGUCCUCACCCAUUUGCCCUUUGGAGAUGAAAUCUAUCAGUACCCCCCCAACACCCCCAUAGUGGCCCGCUCUGUCCGCCAGUGGCUGCAGAGGGUCGAGGAUGGCGUGGAGUCACCAGCAGGGAUGUUGGGUGACGAGAGCUGGCCUCCUGCUUUCCAUUUCCAAGACUUCCUGAAAAUCAUAGACAUGCAGGAACCCCACUCCGCCCAGCAGCAAACUCCCGCAGUGAAAGAGGAGGAGGGCGAGAAAGAGGCGAAGGUGAAAGAAGACGUGGUGGUCGAAGAAGAGACGGAUUCCUCCUCCAGCUCUCCCACUUCUGCCAAUGACCCUACUAUCCACUCUGAACUGUAGAAUAGAAUAGAAUAAGAUGAGAGGGAACAUUAUUAAACAUG
Chelmon rostratus (copperband butterflyfish) is the source of this 2984-nucleotide messenger RNA. RefSeq names its product thioredoxin domain containing 16 (gene txndc16). Bases 430 to 2943 code for a protein of 837 amino acids. The transcript is spliced from 20 exons. NCBI's taxonomy places the organism in Eukaryota, Metazoa, Chordata, Actinopteri, Chaetodontiformes, Chaetodontidae. The record is from RefSeq and is a predicted model, not a curated record.